Cygnus atratus (black swan) is the source of this 366-nucleotide messenger RNA. RefSeq names its product urotensin 2 (gene UTS2). NCBI's taxonomy places the organism in Eukaryota, Metazoa, Chordata, Aves, Anseriformes, Anatidae. The transcript is spliced from 4 exons. Gene Ontology annotation, cellular component: extracellular region. Gene Ontology annotation, molecular function: hormone activity. Gene Ontology annotation, biological process: regulation of blood pressure; blood vessel diameter maintenance. The coding region runs from base 1 to 366 and encodes 121 amino acids. The record is from RefSeq and is a predicted model, not a curated record.
AUGCACAAGCUGGUAUUCUGCUGUCUCAUCAUCAUCAGCUUCUCCUGUCCUCUCUUUUCUCUCCCCACCAUCAACACCAGUGAGAUGUCUCAUCAACUCUCAGCUGAUGAAGAUUCAAGAUUAAACCUGGAGCGGCUGGGCAGCACUUCUCUGCUUCAGUUUCUGCAGGAUCUCUUGAGUACACUGACUGAAGACAAUAAAGCAGAUCUUAGCUCCAACAGCUAUAACCCAAGGGAAAAUAUAAAAGAGAUUUUCUAUGGAAAUCACCCACGAAUUGCUUUGCUGGGCCGCCUGUUGACGAAGGACAGGAAACAGUACAAGAAACGUGGGAACCUUUCUGAAUGCUUCUGGAAAUACUGUGUGUAA